Messenger RNA from Camelina sativa (false flax), 703 nucleotides. Its product is annotated as monothiol glutaredoxin-S7. The record is from RefSeq and is a predicted model, not a curated record. NCBI's taxonomy places the organism in Eukaryota, Viridiplantae, Streptophyta, Magnoliopsida, Brassicales, Brassicaceae.
GUCAAUUUUUAUCUUAACACACCCAAAGAUAUCAACAAUCUCUUUUAAAAGUCUCAAGUUAUCCCAUUCUCAUAUCUAGUUUCGCAUUUCGAUCAAAACACACAAAUUUUAUCCUUUAGUUUGCAAGCCGCUUUCCAAACGCGAAACGACCUUCCUUUUACAUUAUAAUACCAAUGGAGAAGCUACAAAAGAUGAUCUCCGAGAAAUCGGUAGUUAUUUUUAGUAAGAACACUUGCUGCAUGUCGCACACAAUUAAAACUCUCUUCUUAGACCUUGGUGUGAAUCCGACAAUCUAUGAGUUAGACGAGAUCAACAGAGCAAAAGAUAUAGAGCAAGCUUUGGCUCAGCUUGGCUGCAGCCCAACCGUGCCAGUGGUGUUCAUAGGAGGGCAGCUUGUCGGUGGAGCUAAUCAAGUCAUGAGUCUCCAUCUCAAUCGUUCUCUUAUACCAAUGCUUCAACGUGUUGGGGCUUUGUGGCUUUGAUUAAAUAAAAAAGGAAUACUUACGUACAGAUCGUAGCUUUGUGAUAAUUAAGGAUGAAAAAAUAACCUAUACAUGUCGGUAUGAAUGAUAUGUCUAUUAUCUAUGUUAUGAAAGGAUAGAUUUUUUUUUUUUUUUUGACCUAUGAAAGGAUAGAUUGUGAGGAUAUAUUUUGUAUACUUUAUACAUAAUAAUUUAAAAUAACCGUGCGUUGUAAAUUCAAA